GAUAGUAACUUUACACAAUGGCAAUGUGUUACCAAAAACAUCCGUUCGAAGUGGAGUCAGAAGAUCGGCUUACAACUAUAAACACCAAAAUAUUUGAGAUUAAAAAGAAAAUACAACUGUCAGAGGGUCAAAGAAAAUCCUGCUACGAAGUAAAUGAAGUAGAAAAGCAGCAGAACAAUGACCUCAUUGAUACUUUAAAGAAAGAAAUAAAGCUGAGGCUAAAUGAACUCACUCAGGCCAGGGCGGUCAUCAGCGAGGAAGAGGUGCAGAUUAAGAAGUAUCUGAACGAGGUCUGCCCUCUUGGGAAUAAGAACUCUGAUCAGAUUAUACACAACCUUGACCUGAAAGUGAUAGAACAAAGGAAAAUUCUUGACCUAUUGAAGUAUGAAAAGAAAAGCAAGAAGAACAAACUGUGCGAGUUGGAAAAAGUGUACGAACAUCUUCUGAUAGAGAGCACUAAAAGUGAACUUGUCAAAUCCAAAUCUUCCACGAGAGCUAGAAAACACGCAUCGCAUUUAGAAAACGAAAUUCAUAAAGUUCUGAUACAAUGGACAGAGGCUGAGCUGGUGAAGAAGAAAUACCUUACAAUAAGACAGGCACUGGUCGACGACUCGGUAAAGUUUGAAAGCUCAUUAUCGAGAAUUGAAGAUAUGCUGAACAAACAAAGGGAAGAAAUUAUGAAAUUAGAAAACGUCCGCGAAGAAGCAGCAGAGAUGCGCGUACGAGCGACCGCAGCGACCGCGGCGGAGGCGGCGCGGGCGCACGACGCGGAACACAACCGCGCUUCCGAACGCGUCUAUUUUGCGCAGCGCUUCGCUGAGCGGAAACGCGAGCUGGAGAAGCUGGAGAAGCGCAUCUUUCCGCCUCAGGCACGUCAAGUGGUCCGCCAGGACUCCACCAGGUCCACGGAGGGAGAGGCCGUCACUGAGGAGUCUUCAGCCGCUGCUCAGAUGGAGGAGAUCUUCCAAAGGCUCAUGAAACUUACAGGAGUCACAGACACUGACGAAGUGUUCGACCGUUUCCGCGCCCAGCGUGAGACGUCCAAGCGACUGAACUACCUCCAGCAGACGACUGAAGAAGAAAAGCUGGAAUUGGAGUCCAGUCAGACUGCGCUAAUGGCUGAACUGGAGGCGUUUAAAUUCGCCUCCGUUAAGGACAAGGAUGAAGGUCAAGAUCAAAUCAAUGAGCUGAAAGAAGAAAUACGAAAAGAAGAAGAAACACAAGCAGAGCUGGAGGAUAAGCUUGAGGAACUUACUACGGUGCUUUUGGAUAUCAAGCGACUACUGUAUGAUCUCUGUAAAAUGUUAGAUGUAAUCCCAGAGCCGACGAUGCCCGAAUGGACGGCGGAGGCGCGCGACGUGCAGGAGCUGGUACAAGUGCUGACGCAGCGCUACGACAAGGCGUGCGCGCGCGCAGACGAGAUACGGAUCAAGCACGGCGAAACCACGCUCAUCGCUGUGCCUUCUAACCCAACAAGUCGUCCAUCGUCAGUGGCUGGAGUCAGCGUCAGCCACAGUACCCCCAAGGAGACAGAGAAAGCUGUUCCAACUUACAAGGAGCUGGUGCAGAAGGAACCUGUCAGAGGGCCUGCCUCCGACGAAGAGGAAGACAUUCCGUCACGUUGUUACCUGAAGAGGCAAGCGCAGCUCAUCAUCGACACCAAGUGCAGAAGGAAGGGCUUCAGGGGCUUCCCAAGGAAAUAAGAAUUUAGACCAAGAUGUGUUCAACACUGCCCAGCGCCGCAACCCCCACUUACUAGAAUUAAAAUCACGUUAAAUGUAGAAAUAAAU
Messenger RNA from Ostrinia furnacalis (Asian corn borer), 1790 nucleotides. RefSeq names its product Coiled-coil domain containing protein 151 (gene CCDC151). Bases 18 to 1703 code for a protein of 561 amino acids. Gene Ontology annotation, biological process: cilium movement; outer dynein arm assembly. The transcript is spliced from 12 exons. The record is from RefSeq and is a predicted model, not a curated record. NCBI's taxonomy places the organism in Eukaryota, Metazoa, Arthropoda, Insecta, Lepidoptera, Crambidae. Gene Ontology annotation, cellular component: ciliary rootlet; cilium; ciliary basal body.